Plasmodium vivax (malaria parasite P. vivax) is the source of this 2285-nucleotide messenger RNA. RefSeq lists its product as hypothetical. The record is from RefSeq and is a predicted model, not a curated record. The transcript has a single exon. NCBI's taxonomy places the organism in Eukaryota, Apicomplexa, Aconoidasida, Haemosporida, Plasmodiidae. The coding region runs from base 582 to 2285 and encodes 567 amino acids.
GCCUCACCCAUUUUGUUGCAAAUUAUUUCCACUGGUUCAUUUUUCUUGUUAACCUUUUUAAUGACAUGCUUUCACCGUUGUAACUGUUUGUAGGAUUCCUAUUCCACUGCGCAUGCAUUUGCAUGUGUUUUUUUUCAGUUGACCCAUUUGUCCCUUUACUCUGUCUAAGUUUGAAAUGUAUAAAUAUUAAAAAAAAAAAAAGUGUAAUUUUUUUUUUUUUUGAGAAAUCCUUCUGUAGUAAGCAGAAAACUACAUUGUCGCAUUUUAUUGCCUGAUAUUCCUAUUACCCAUUAAGUGGGCAUUAAAAAUAACUUCUCGUAUAGUGCUUGCACAGCUACACGAUAGUUGUUUAUGCGAACGUUGUUUACGCGAACGUUGUUUACACACAUGUGUGUGUCAUAGGAGGAAAUUCACCACCUUGCAGUGUUAUUUCUCUUUUUUUUUUUUUUUUUCCCCUUUCUGUGCAUAUCGUGAGUCAUAUUUUGUAUCCCCAAGAGUAGUCACAUAGGGUAACCGCUAAACUGGGCAAACAGCUAAACUGGGCAAACCACUAAAGUGGGUAAACCGCUAAACCGUGCAGAAUGCCGAUGCAAAGCGCGCCGAAGCCCAACAAUGACUCGGAGGAAGUCACCGGAGAAAUAAAUUACGACGACUUGGCAAACAACAUGCUCGAAAAAAUGGACAAGCAUAUACAUGAGGAAACGCAAGAGUUCCAGUAUAGCCCAGGGAAAGUCCACUACAGAAAUGUGGCUGGUGGGAAAAUGAACAUGGGAGCGGGAAACCAAGCGAGCGAGUUGCUGCCAUCUUACCAAACGAAUGAACAUUAUAAUCAUAACCAGGGAAACAGAAUAGACGAACAUACAGUACAAGCAGGUUCGUACCCUCGUCGAGUCAUGACAGCCUUGGGUCCUCUACCCCUCCCAGAAGAAUUCAAAAAAAACAUCCCAGAAAAAUUUGUUGCAAAGCCUAUUAUAGAAGAAAGAGAAAUAUACGUAUCGAAGAAGGAGAGGAAACAAAGAGAAAUUGAAAUUCCACAUGUGAAAUAUGAACAUACAUUUGAAAAGGUAAAAAAACAGCUCAUCGUAAAUAAGUUAGUACCAAGUGUUUCAGAAGUGAUUAAGGAAGUACCCAAGGAAGUCCUCAAACCAGUUAUCGAAGAAAAAAUAAUUGAAGUGCCACAAGGAGUUAAGUAUGUGGAAGUACCUGUAGAAGUGCCCUGUCUUUAUCCACCCAAAAUUGUCCCCAAAGUUGUAACGCAGUAUGUGGAAAGAAUUGUAGAAACGAUAAAGCCAGUGGUUCAGGAAAAGAUCAUUGAGGUGCCGCAGACGGUGAUUAAACAAGUGCCUAAAAUAAAAACCGUAGAAGUGCCUUACUACGUCCCUAGGUAUGUGGAAAAAAUCGUAGAGGUUCCUUUUAAGCCCAAUGGGGAGAUGCCUCAGCUGGGCACGCACAUCCCCUUCCCCAUUUCGGAGUCCUUUCCGCCUCUGAAGCCCACGCAGUUUCUGAGCAACCCUGCGAGGCAGGCCAAUCAUCCCGGCCAGUUCGAGCAGUUUGAGCAGUAUGGGCAGAAUGGGCAAUUUGGGCAGUCUGGCCAACCGAACCAACUUGAGCAGUCCGGGCAGAUCGGCACGCCCAACCAGCUGCAGGCGCAACGGUCCAUCCUCUCCCAAAUAAACUGUUUUGCCACUUCGGGCAAAAGCGCUAUGAACAGCUCGGAACAAAUUUUCGGAAAUUUGACCAUGCCCCCAACUACGCUGAAGCCAAUAGGGGGCAACCCAACUGGCAAUAGCGCAACCAACACGCCGAGGGGUGUCCCAAGGAGUGUCCCAAGGAACGACCCGAUGAACGCACAGAGGAACGCACAGAGGAACGACCCGACCGGUUCCAAUUCCCCCUUCAGCUCCAACCCGAAUUUUAGAAAGCAAGAAAAUUUGUACAGCCAAAUUGAGAACUUACCGUACAUACAUAACUUACCUGAUGGCUUGAAAUGGCAGUAUCCUGAUGGGAGCUUAUCCAACCAGCAGCUCCUCCCCAAUGGCAGCAACGCAGUUCCCCCACUUGUGUUCACUUGCCCACCAGAAAUUGGAAAAGUUACAUGCACGAAAAAGGACAUUCAACCGGAUAUUCUCACCAAGACGGGUGUUUACGAAUUUGAUGGUUUUAAAAAGAAAGGGACAUCUCAGUCUUUGUUCCCCCCUCUGGCCCACCAUGACCGAGUGCCAUUCUUGCCUUCCCCAGCUUCACCUGGGACUCCCGACGUGAAGAACAUUCAGGAGAAUAACUAG